This is a messenger RNA of Galleria mellonella (greater wax moth), 1989 nucleotides long. Its product is annotated as alpha-amylase 2-like. The record is from RefSeq and is a predicted model, not a curated record. Gene Ontology annotation, molecular function: cation binding; alpha-amylase activity. Bases 368 to 1870 code for a protein of 500 amino acids. The transcript has 11 exons. Gene Ontology annotation, biological process: carbohydrate metabolic process. NCBI's taxonomy places the organism in Eukaryota, Metazoa, Arthropoda, Insecta, Lepidoptera, Pyralidae.
CGUAGUUUGAGCACCUAACGGUAAACACUAGACUCCGAGAAGCGACCUAUCAAUUUGCGAUCGAGCGAGAAGCGACCUAUCGAUUCAUCGUAAUAAAAAUGGCUGAUCUUCGAAUGUUGGCAGUCACACACAUACUAAUGGCAGCGGAAUUACAAGAAAUAAUUGUAAUGAAAUAACCAGGAAAAAUUUACAUUUGGAUAAAAAUAAAAUUAAUAUCUGGCAACCCUGUAGUCAGUAUUUAUUGCUGUUGUCGUCUAGUUUAAACGCAUUUAUUAAGUACACAAUUUAAAUUAAAAAGAAGUGGCUUUCGAUUAAGAUUAACAAUAUUUAGAGUGUUGUAACAAGAUUUUUUUUAUAUCUAGAUAGAAUGUUUAUCAUAGCAUUAUUGACGCUGUUGAUAAGAAUAGCACAAUGUGAUCACCAUAAUAGAACCAACCAAUUACCAAAUAGGUCCACAAUUGUCCACCUAUUUGAGUGGAAGUGGAAAGAUAUAGCAGAUGAGUGCGAGAGGUUUCUUGCACCUCAUGGCUUUGGCGGCGUACAAAUCUCUCCACCAUCUGAAAACGUGAUCAUCCAUUUACAAGACAACACGAGACCAUGGUAUGAACGAUAUCAAGUUAUGUCAUACAAGCUUGUAACACGAUCUGGGAAUAGAGAGGAAUUCUUGAAUAUGACUCGAAGAUGCAAUAAAGUUGGAGUAAGGAUUUAUGCAGACGUAGUGUUCAACCAUAUGACUGCUGACAAUUCUAAUAACAUAGGCACGGCUGGUAGCACUGCUGACUUCAAGAAGUAUUCUUAUCCAGCCGUUCCAUAUACAGAAGAGCACUUCCAUCAUCCGUUUUGUGCUAUUAAUAAUUACAACAACGUUACUGAAGUUCGCGAUUGUCAAUUGGUUGGUCUGAAAGACUUAAAUCAGACUAUGGACUACGUACGCCAGAAAAUCACAAAAUACUUAAAUAAUUUGAUAGAACUUGGAGUAGCUGGCUUAAGAAUUGACGCUGCAAAACACAUGUGGCCCAGUGAUUUAAAGGAAAUUUACAAUAGGCUAAAUAAUUUGAAUACAGAUUUUGGAUUUCCGCCGAAAUCAAAGCCGUAUAUUUAUCAAGAAGUUAUAUACUAUGGCAAUGAACCCAUAAAACCUUCCGAAUAUACAUCAUUAGGAGAUGUCACUGAGUUCAGAGUUGAAGCAGAGUUGAGAAAUGUAUUUCGCGGUAAUAACCCGCUCAAAUGGCUUGUAUCUUGGGGGGAACAAUGGGAAUUAUUACCAAGUGAUUCAGCAUUGGCUUUUAUAGACAACCAUGAUACACAGAGAACUGGUAAUGCUCUGACGUAUAAGGAAGCAAGAGCGUAUAAGGCCGCUAUAGCAUUCAUGCUGGCACAUCCAUACGGUGAACCUCGUUUGAUGAGCAGCUAUUUCUUCAAUAAUAGCGAUCAAGGACCACCAAGUGAUAGCAGUGAAAAUAUAAUAUCUCCAAGCAUUAAUAAGGAUGACACAUGUGGAAACGGUUGGGUCUGCGAACACAGAUGGCGUCAAAUAUAUCAUAUGGUGGCAUUCAGGAAUGCAGUUGGAAAGGAAACGAUACGGAAUUGGUGGGAUAAUGGCCAUAAUCAGAUUGCAUUCAGCAGAGGCAAUAAAGGGUUUAUCGCUUUCAACGUGGAAGGGAGAAAGUUGAAUGAAACGUUACAGACUGGUCUACCUCCUGGCAAUUAUUGUGACGUGAUAACAGGCAAGAGACGAGGUAACUCGUGCACGGGGGGCAAAGUGACAGUUCGUAAGGAUGGUUAUGCCAGUAUAAAUUUACCUGGGAACGCUGAAGAUAUGCAUUUGGCUAUACAUAUUGGGAGAGAGUCUUCUCUUCAAGCACGAUGACUGGAUAUCACAUGAUAUAAACUGGAAAAUUUUGUUACUACCAUAUCAGCAAAAUGAUAAUGAAUAUCAUAACAAAAUAAACGCAUUAUAAAUUAACAAUUAAUAAAUUUUUAUAUUAA